AUGGCGUCGCUGCUCGCGCUGCUGCUCGUGGCCAAGUCGAGUGCAGGCGCACAGCUCGUGUACGGCUAUCCGAGCGUGCCCAAGGCUGUCCCGCGGACCCACAAGCCGCUGUACCUCGGACGGCGCAAGAUCUCGCUUCACCCGGACUACAACGAGUCGAGCUCGAGUUCGGACGAGUCGAGCGAGUCGGACGACGACGAGUACCGUGGACCCGACUCGAAGCAGUACCUCGGCUUCCCCGACCCUGUCCUCGCCUCGCUCCUCACGCCCAGUCGCGAGUUGUGCGAUCAGCCUUUCGAACUCGUGGUCGACCACCUCGCCUUCGUGGGACAUCCGGUCUGGCUAGGAGACGAUGAGGGACCGAGGGAGAGGCUGGAUGGAGCGGCGAACGAAACGGGCGAGCAGGAGAAGCGAGAAGCGGACACGGAGGACGACGAGGACGAGCGAGGGCGGAGCAGGCUGUCGCGGAAGGGCAGUAUGGCUGAAGGAGCUGCAGAAGAAGAAGACGACGACGCGCGCCGAGUCGACCGCGACCAGACUGUCGGACCGCCAGCCAGCCGCGAAGCAUCUCUCCCUCCUCACGCUCGCGCUCUCCUCAUUCCCGAGCGCGACGAUUCUCCUUCGCCUCGCCGACCCGGCGCACUCGCUCACAGCCACUCCUCGGCGUCGACGCUGCACGCUGGAACGUCCCUCGCCUCGUCUCAGCACUCGCACAACUCGCUCGCAACUGCCGGCCGCCUUGUCUCGUUUAAUCUCCUCUGCGUGAUCGACACCCCGCCAGACAGCCAUCUGAGCAGUCACCUCGAGGGGUACUACAAAGACGUUGUCGUGCCAGUCACGGCGAACAUCAAAGCCCUCGAGAAGAAGGACACAUGGCUUACGAAGGAGGCGGCCAAGCUGCGGCGGAUGCGUGAAGGGGCGCUCGAGAAGGACACGCCAUGGGACGAGUUCCUCGCGACGCUUCCCGCCCGAUCUUCCCUCGCAGGCGCCAUCAGUCAACUCUACACCUCUCUCCGCGCGAACAAGCUCGCUUCCGUCCACUUCGGUCCUCUGCCAGUCCAGGUUCUCUUCCGUGGCGAGCUGCCGGCAGACGACGAGGUCGACCUGCGAGACCACGAGGAGUAUCUCCUCCCCGACAGGGGCGAAGACUCGGACUCGCCUGAGCGACGGAACCGCAGCGUCUCUCCGAGCGGUCACGCCUUCCCUCGAACUCGACAAGCACCGAUCUUCUCGACCAUGCGACGCCGCCCACCAGUCCAGUUCGAGCCGUGGCAGACGCUUCUCCUCCUCGAGGACGUGCGACUGCUGCAACGAGACGUCCUAGAGGGUUCGCUACUAUGGCGCUUCCUUGACAUCUGUCGUCCGACCCUCAGCUUCGCCGACUACGAGACUCUGCUCGACUUGUACUCGGAGGACCACAUGCUUGAAGACAUCGUCGACCACCUCGUGCACUGGAAGAAGGCCCGCGUCGUCGACCUCGUCUCGCUCAAAGGGGCGUACGCCGUCAGUGCCGAGUUCGAGGUGAAGCGACUCCCUUCUCUCGUCGCCUCUUUCAGCGACACCUUUCCCGCCCUACCGCCACUUCCCGUCCUCCUCUCUCAGCUCUCGCCCGCCGAGCCGUUCGCCUCGAUCGUUCGCUCCGCACAGCGCGCAUCCUACCUCAACGCCCUCGUCUGGCUCCUGCAGCACGAAGUGGUCGAGAAGCAGCGUACCUACGUCCGCAUCGUCGCUUCGGAGGAGAUCAAGCGCGCUACGUCGAUGCACUGGGGUCCGGGCAAGAGCGGCGUCAGCGGCACGGAGGGGAUGUCGGUCUCGUCGAGCCGGCCGGAUGACGCCGGCAUGCUGAGUACGAGCGCUAGCGCCGCUAGCGACCACAGCUUUGGCACGAAUCGGAGCGACGGGCAUAGCAGUACAGGCGGAGGCGGCGGCAGGUCGGCGAGGCAGUCGUCCGUCCGACCAGACUUUGACGAUGCGAGGGGCAUGACAGUGGUCAGCGGCGCGGCAGACCCGCUCUCGCCUCGCGAGGGGCUUCUCUCUUCUAGUGCGAAGAGCGCGACAAUGUCGAUGCGACGGACGAGGACGCCGAGGAGCCAGCAGGGACACCGCAGCAAGGGCUUGUCGACCGCGACUUACUCGUCGCACUCGGACAGGCCGGAUGAGACGGCCUUGACGCCGACUGUCAUCGUCGAACCGGGACGGCCGUCCAUGCUGGAGAGCAGGUGGUUGAGCGAGAUGUGCCGGGACAAGGACAAGUUUGUCGUCGACAAGUUUGAGCGGAUCAUACGCAUGCUCAACGGUCGGCACCACCUCGACGAGAUCCGCUUCCGAGCCCAGCUCUCGCGCAAGCAUCUCCAGUCGGUCCUCUCGACGUUCGAAGACCAUCUCAUCCUGUUCACGCACCCCUGA
Messenger RNA from Rhodotorula toruloides NP11, 2406 nucleotides. RefSeq names its product nitrogen permease regulator 3. The coding region runs from base 1 to 2406 and encodes 801 amino acids. Gene Ontology annotation, biological process: negative regulation of TORC1 signaling; positive regulation of autophagy; TORC1 signaling. The record is from RefSeq and is a predicted model, not a curated record. Gene Ontology annotation, cellular component: GATOR1 complex. The transcript has 4 exons. NCBI's taxonomy places the organism in Eukaryota, Fungi, Basidiomycota, Microbotryomycetes, Sporidiobolales, Sporidiobolaceae.